GCAAAAUGUUGCAGGGCAGGCAUAGGCCUAAAUCCAGAACUUGAUUCUACUUGAAUCCGAAGUUAAGGCAAAGUUUAUGAACCCGGUGGCCUUGUGUUUGGCAGAUUCAAACUUCACACCACAAUCUCUAUGCAGAAAAGACGUUGCUGUACUAGUUGCACUGAAGUGGAAGAGAGCCACUCUGAGUAACUUCCUUGUUUGAGCUGGGAAUGUAUUAAGAUCUGCUGUUACGGCUUCUCUUACUCCAUGCCAGAGACAGAGGAGCCGUGAAAUCAUGUAGCACACGUUCUUGAGGAAAUGAGACAACGUUAGAAAGUCAGAUGUGAUCAUAUUGGCCUUUGUGAAGAACUGAAAGUUGAAAAUGGAUGAAAAGAGUCCCGAACAACAGGGGACCGGGUUGCAAGAUGUUUUUAGGAUCCUGACAAGGGUGCCAGAGGAACGACUGGUGAGCCUGACAUUCCAGCUGGGUGAAACCCCGGAAGAGGUUAUCGUGCACGCCUUGUGUCUCAUCUUGCUCCAGAAAGGAACGCAGGCCCUGAACAAACUCCAGACUCUCAAGGACAGCUACCUUGCUAACCAUCUGGCUGAAAAAUGGCGCACAAGCAAAAAGCUGGAAGACUUCCAAGUUAUAUGUGGCCAUUUUCAAGAGUUUACAGUAAAACUGUUGGCAGAAUUGGCCAGAAUUUUCAAGGUAUUGUCUGAGCAGAGGCUGUGUGAGCCACUUCUGAGAAACUUGGCGUAUCAGAGAGCUCUUUCCAUUGAUAACGACAAAACAAAUGACGGUACACAUCUAGAAUACACAUCUACAGAUGAGCUGAGAGAAGAGGCUAAAGUUGUGUGCGGGCCUCAGUUUGCAGAGUGGAUGUCUUCCUUCAAGGAACUUCGAUUAGGGUCUGACCAUGAUCCUCACAGUGGCCUGAACAACGGGAACUCAGCUUUAAAACUGUCGGCAUCCCAGGAUCAGUCGGAGAGUGCUCACAGUCUGCCGAGCUCGUUACAGGCUAGCUCCUCUAUAGCCUCAUAUCCUACCCACUUAGAGAUAAGUUUAGCGUCAACAACCACAUGUCAAGAGGACAAAAGCGGUCCAGCAACGUCAGGUCAAACCCAUCCAUGUUCUGCCCUCCCCCUUGUUAGCGAAUCUGUCAUUAAAAAUGAUUCAGGGCGAUCUAAUUCAUCUAAGGAGUCCAUUUUGUCUACAGAACAGAGACAUUCAAAGAUGGACACUUGUGGCCGUACAACAUUGCCAGCAGAGUCCAGGAGGCUUGAAUCCAGUGAACCCAUUUUGUUUAAAGAAGGGAGAGAGUCAAAGACGGGCAGUCAAGGCCCUGCAGGAUUAGCAGCAGAGUACAGGAGGUUGGACCGUCAUGUUGCCCAGAAUGUUCAGGACCAAACCGCAGUGAAAACCACUGAGCUAAAAUCGGCAGCACCUACUGCAGCAAACACUUGUCUCCCUAAGAUAAAUGAUCCAAAAGAGAUGCAUGAAAGGGAAGGCACAGAAGAGGAGGAAGAGGCGACAUUUUACUCAUUUGUUAUCCUGCACGCACAAGAGGAUGCAGAAAUGGCUGAGCGCAUGAGGGAGAAACUGGAGUCUAUCAUCGGUGCUGAAGGGGCAACUUUCUCCGGGGACUUUGAAAUCCCCGGGAAGAGGACCCUAAUGUGUGUAGAGGAUGCUAUCAAUAACUCAGCCUUUACCAUUCUGCUGCUCACCCGCAACUUCCACACCCGUCUGCUCGAGGUGGAAACAGACUCUGCCCUCAUCAACUCCAUAAAUAAGAAACACAAGUACAACACUGUCAUCCCCCUGCUGCCACAGGAGAACUGCAUGUCCAGGCACAGCAUGCCCAUAAUUCUGCAGACAGUUGUUCCACUAGUGGAGAACAAGACCUUCGACAAGAGAAUAAAAAAGGCCUUAUCUCCAAAAGCAAUUGAAUCUCAGAGGAAGGUGUGGGCUGAGGAGCAGAAGGUGAAAGAGCAGAUUAGGCGACAGGAAAGACUGAAACUACAAAACAAGAAUGACGAGCAGUUCAUACGUGAGAUGCGGAAAGUGAAGAUGCUCGAGCAUGAGAGACAGAGACUUUUCCUGCAACAACUUAAUGUGCGCGGUUCCCCAAACAUUCCCGGUUUUCCUUAUUCCUGCAUGGGACCUGAGUCACCACAACAGGUUGGUGAGGAUGGGCGAGUUUGGUGGCCACAGUCCAACAUUCAUAUUGAAAAUGCUAAGUACAUCAUGAUUGGUAAUGACUCUCAAAUGACUGUGGAACUGGGUGGAGUUGUCGACAAAGAUGGGAUAGUUUACAAUGAGGACAGUUAAAACAAUUGUGCUUUUUUAGUUAUUUCAUUACUUUAGGCUGUAAUUACUGUAUAAAAAAUUAGAGCAACAGUCCAAACACUAAAAUGUCACAGCUGGCACAAAGGUACCAAUUUGCUGCAAACUGUUUCAAAGUAAUAUAUAAAGCACUUAAUGGUAGCAAUUUCAAUAAAUGUACUGUUAUAAAAUGAGGUAAUCAAGCAGUAUAAUAUGCAACUCAUUUGAACAGACAAGCCUUUUCAGCGGGGAUUAAAUCUUUUACUGCUGCUGAACAUUUGCGGUGAAUAUUUAGUUGAGGACUGCCAUCUACUGACCAAUAAGAUGAUGUGUGCUUCCUGACCUCACUGGCUGCAUGAACCCACUACAGACACUAGGGGGCAAUGCUGACACAUGAUCCUGAUUGCAGUCCACAGGAUCUGGUGAAGAGCAGUGUCACAAAAUCAUCUGUACUGUCAACUGAUGACUAUGAGGUUUAGAUUGUUUAGGUUUAGGUUGUAUUUCACACAAAGCUGUAAUUUCUAUGGGUGCAUUCAUUGUGCAAAUUACAGUUGUGAUAAUGUAGUGUAACAGUGAUUUCUUAUCCAUAUCAUGAAGGGUAAAUAGUUCUCUUUCCUGCAGUUGAAAAAUAUCUCAAAACUAUUUUAUUUUCCUCUGACUUUGACUGUGUCACCUCAUUUGGACCACUGCAACUCUCUUUACUGUCUCUAGUAAUGUAGAUUGAUAAAAUUGCUGUACUUUUUUCUUAUUUAUUUCUUAUCCCCUCAUUUUUUAACUACUGGUUUGUGUCAUUUGCCUUUAUUUUUCUCCUUAUCUGGUGUUCUCAGAGUCACUUUGUAAUUUUGAUU
This is a messenger RNA of Myripristis murdjan (pinecone soldierfish), 3153 nucleotides long. It is a transcript of the gene ticam1, whose product is annotated as TIR domain containing adaptor molecule 1. NCBI's taxonomy places the organism in Eukaryota, Metazoa, Chordata, Actinopteri, Holocentriformes, Holocentridae. The transcript is spliced from 2 exons. Gene Ontology annotation, molecular function: signaling adaptor activity. The record is from RefSeq and is a predicted model, not a curated record. Bases 362 to 2311 code for a protein of 649 amino acids. Gene Ontology annotation, biological process: TRIF-dependent toll-like receptor signaling pathway; positive regulation of type I interferon production; positive regulation of canonical NF-kappaB signal transduction. Gene Ontology annotation, cellular component: endosome.